CCUGUGUCCCAUCAAACCCCGUUUUUUUUAUCCUGCUGUGCUUUCUCGGCGGAGGGUAGCUGCUAACCAGGGGAGAAGGCGAUUGCUGCCGUCCUUUGCUUGCCCAUUCCACUCCCUUCGAGACCAACCUUGUGCAGAAGUCCCAGCAAAGGAAGAAUGGAUACAAAAACUUAUGGAAUAUGCAGAAAUGACGAAACUUACCGGAAGAAUAAGAAAUCAAGAUAAACUUUUUAUGAAAGGAUAGAAAUGGUUUACUGUAUUGAAUAAUUGUAAACAGAUAAAAACAUUACCAGGAUUAUUGUACUAACGUGCAAUUUUAUAAGAGUAUAUAUCCCCCCCUUCACUGCGUUUAGCGCAAUUUAAAGUAAAUGAAUAAAUGAGCAAGUUGAGUUAAUUUGGAUAUGCAGAAGAUACUAAAAAUAAAUUUAAGGGACCGCAGAAAAGAGGGGGAAGGAAGUCGAAUUUUUGAAAUGUUAAAAUGAUUGUAAAAUUAGUGAAAUGUAUAAACCUGAAACGCAUAAAUAAAAAAAAGAGAGAGAGAGAGAGAUCAGCCUUGUGGGUAGCGAUGGGUGCGGAACCGAAUUUCCCCGGACCCAAUGUUGCCUUGCCACCUUGGUGAGGAGGCGCGGCGGAAGGUUUAUACCAAGGGACCAAGAUGGCGGCGCCCAGCGCUACGGCUGCUGCUGCUGCCCCGGAGAACGAGGAUGACGAUUCGGGGGGCAAGACGAAGUCGCCGGCUAUCACGCCGCAGAAGAUACGGGAGCUGAUAGAUGAGGGGAUCGCUCCGGAAGAAAGCAGCCCGGAAGGAAAGGAUUCGUCUGUUUUCACUGAAGUAGCAAAUGGAUCUCCCCAGAUCGACGAGCUGCCUUUUGAGGCCACCAGUAAAGAAGCCUACUUCAGCAGAGUGGAAACAUUUACCUCCCUCAAGUGGGCAGGCAAACCCCAUGAGCUGUCUCCUCUGAUUUGUGCCAAGUAUGGAUGGACCAACAUCGAGUGUGAUAUGUUGAAGUGUGCCAGCUGCCAGGCCUACCUCUGUGCCAGUCUACAGCUGGCCUUCGACUUCAGCAAGUACAAAGAGAGGUGCGUGGAGCUGAGGAAGGCUUUGUCAGCGGCUCACGAGAAGUUCUGCUUCUGGCCUGACAGCCCCUGCCCAGAUCGCUUUUCUGUCUUGCUGGUCGACGAGCCCCUUGCCCUUUUCAGUGACUUCCUGGAGCGCUUUCAGAGCCUCUGCCAGUUAGACCUUCAGCUGCCCACUCUGAAACCAGAAGAUCUCAAAAGUAUGGGCUUGACAGAAGAGAAGAUCAGCCACGUCCUGCAGCUGAUCGAGGAGGAAGCCGACUGCAAAACAGACAGUGAGAAGACGCCAGUCAAACGUGCCUCGGACCUUCAGGUCCACGUCCCAGCCUGCAUCUUGGCCCUCUGUGGAUGGACUAGUAGCCCUUCCUCUGGAUCCAUCCAUCUCCCCUUGAUCACCUGCUGCCGCUGCAUGAGGAAGGUGGGCCUGUGGGGAUUCCACCAGAUUGAGUCGGCCAUCUCUGAGAUGGAGCCUCCCCCCAGCCUCACCAGCACUCCUCUCCCUUUUUUGGACGGGCGCACGGACAGAGUCCCCGCGGUGCCCACGUCCCCACGCCGGAUGAUGACGCGUAGCCAGGACACGAGCUUCCCUCUGGGCUCUGAGCAGCACGAGAAGAGCCCGUCCCCCGUGAUCAGCCGCAUGCGCAGCUGGGACAGCUCUAGCUCCAGCGAACGAGCCGAGGCGGAAGCAGCGAGCCCCACCACCCGCAGCCGUCCCGUCACCCGCAGCAUGGGGCAAAGCGAUGGCAGCCUGGAGGUGUCCUGCAGCCCUCACCGGAGGACCAAGCGGGCGCGACUGUGCUCCACCAGCAGCUCGGAUUCAUCUAUCCGCAGCUUCUUUGACCCCAUUUCCCAGCACCGUGACUGGUGCCCGUGGGUCAACGUGAUGAAGGAUCCUGUGAGCUCUGGAGGGACCCAACAGGAGGGGAAGGAAGACCUCGGCUGGCAGGUCACCCUGAAGGCUCUCCUGGCUUCUAGGCAGUCCGACAGGCCUGUGGAUGUGGAGUCAGAGAACCUCUCUGUGAAAUCCCGCAAGGUGUUCCGGAUUUUCCGGCAAUGGGAAGCUCCCUGUUCCUCCUGAGAACCUCUAGCCUUUGACAGCAUCGUGGAAAGGAACCUGCUAAGCAUAGUGGAUGAAAUUCUCUCUCUCUCUCUCUCUCUCUCUCUCUCUUUUUGUUGUUAAUGGAAGAAGACUAUUAUUUGCACUGGAGUAAUCCUCAAGGGCAGCAACCAGUUAACAAUGGGAAGAAGACGCGUCAAUAGCAGCCACGGGGAGCCAUCUUUUUCUAUGCCUUCUAAGGGUUUAUAUGAUGGUUUCCUGAAUCCUUUGCACUGGUUCCCAACUGCCUAGGGUGAUUCUCCAUCUCAGGUGGAGCUGAGUUUCCCUGAUGCGCCCCUGGUUUGAAUUGAACUGGCUCCACCUGUGAGAAAAGGUGGGUGACAUGGCCCACUUCGCAUGUGGCAGAUUUGGGUACGUCUCUCAGCUACAGAAUUAAAUUGGUUUUGCGGUUGAGGCUCGCUGCCCUCCUGCUGCAAGGGAUCCUGGGAACUGUAGUUCUGCAAGGGGCCUAGGGCUAUCUGACAAACCACUCUCAGCCCCUGCACAAAAACUACAGCUCCCUGCCAAUCUUUUGGGUUUUGGGGCGGGGGGGGGGGAGCCAUGCUAUUUAAACGACUUUAAAACCAGUUUAAGUUUGCAACGUAGAUGUGGCACUCGUGUUGAGAUUUGUAUCCAGGCUGAGGUCUGGAGAACUUGACAUUAAUAAAACAUUUUGCUGUC
Messenger RNA from Zootoca vivipara (common lizard), 2854 nucleotides. RefSeq names its product zinc finger C3HC-type containing 1 (gene ZC3HC1). Gene Ontology annotation, molecular function: zinc ion binding. Gene Ontology annotation, cellular component: nucleus. NCBI's taxonomy places the organism in Eukaryota, Metazoa, Chordata, Lepidosauria, Squamata, Lacertidae. The record is from RefSeq and is a predicted model, not a curated record.